Messenger RNA from Pteronotus mesoamericanus, 2078 nucleotides. It is a transcript of the gene SLC17A9, whose product is annotated as solute carrier family 17 member 9. Lineage: Eukaryota; Metazoa; Chordata; Mammalia; Chiroptera; Mormoopidae. The transcript is spliced from 13 exons. Gene Ontology annotation, cellular component: membrane. Gene Ontology annotation, molecular function: transmembrane transporter activity. The record is from RefSeq and is a predicted model, not a curated record. Gene Ontology annotation, biological process: transmembrane transport. Bases 42 to 1361 code for a protein of 439 amino acids.
UGGGCCGCUGGCGGGAGCCGGCUCCGCACUCUCUGUGCGUGAUGCAGCCCGGACGGUCGCCCCCGGAGCAGGCCCGCCAGGAGGCGGCGGAGGACGCCCAGUGGUCCAGGCCCGAGUGCCAGGCAUGGACGGGGGCCCUGCUGCUGGGCACGUGCCUGCUGUACUGCGCCCGCGUGAGUGUGCCCAUCUGCACCGUCUCCAUGAGCCAGGACUUCGGCUGGAGCAAGAAGGAAGCCGGGGUGGUGCUCAGCAGCUUCUUCUGGGGCUACUGCCUGACUCAGAUCGUGGGCGGCCACCUGGGGGACCGGGUCGGGGGUGAGAAGGUCAUCCUCCUGUCGGCCUCCGCCUGGGGCCUCAUCACGGCCGCCACCCCGCUGCUCGCGCGCCUGGGCGGCGCCCACCUGGCCUUCGUGACCUUCUCGCGCGUCCUCACGGGCUUGCUGCAAGGGGUCCACUUCCCUGCGCUGACCAGCCUGCUGUCGCAGAAGGUCCGGGAGGGCGAGCGGGCCUUCACCUACAGCACCGUGGGCGCCGGCUCCCAGGUCGGGACGCUGGUGACGGGGGCGGCGGGCUCCCUGCUCCUGGACCGGUACGGCUGGCCGAGCGUCUUCUACGUCUCCGGCGGUCUCACCCUUCUGUGGGUGUGUUACGUGUACAGGUACCUGCUGAGCGAACAAGAUCUCGUCCUGUCCUUGGACAUGUCGGCUCAAGGCCUGCGGAUGGCCAGGCGCACCAGGGUCCCCUGGAGACAGCUCUUCCGGAAGCCUUCUGUCUGGGCGGCCAUCUUCUCCCAGCUCGCCUCGGCCUGCUCCUUCUUCACCCUGCUGUCCUGGCUGCCCGCCUUCUUCAAGGACACCUACCCCAGCUCCCAGGGCUGGGUCUUCAACGUGGUGCCCUGGCUGGUGGCGAUCCCGGCCAGCCUGCUCAGCGGGUUUCUCUCGGACCAUCUCAUCCGUCAGGGUUACAGAACCAUCACCGUGCGGAAGUUCAUGCAGGUGAUGGGCCUGGGCCUGUCCAGCAUCUGUGCCCUGGGUGUGGGCCACACCUCGAGCUUUUGCAAGUCCGUGUUCUUUGCUUCGGCCUCCAUCGGCCUCCAGACCUUCAACCACAGCGGCAUCUCCGUUAACAUCCAGGACCUGGCCCCGUCCUGCGCUGGCCUUCUGUUCGGUGUGGCCAACACAGCGGGGGCCUUGGCAGGUGUUGUGGGCGUGGGCCUGGGCGGCUACCUGGUCGAGACCACCGGCUCCUGGGUGCCGCUGUUCCAGCUGGUGGCUGCUGCCGGCGGCCUGGGGCUGGGCCCCUUCCUGAUGUUCGGGCAGGCCCAGAGGGUGGACCUGGGCCCCGCCCGCGAGGACCUCUAGCCGCCCCGCCCGCCGGCCCGACGCAGACCCAGCACCACCAGCCUCGGGGUGAAGGGCCCUGUGUCAGGGCCUCUUGCUCUUGACCCCAGACGUGUGACCGAGGAGACGGAGCCCGGCCGAGCGGGAGGUGGCGCCGGCGCCUGGCCUUGGCUGGGCCUCAGUGUCCCCUCCGCCAGUGGGGCGCCGCGCCCCGCGCUUGGCCUCAGUGGGACUGUCCCCCGGCGGGUGGAGUCAGCGCUCCCUUCCGGAGACGGCCUCCAGGCGGGGCCAGACGCGCCCCUGCCUCCAGCCUGCCCGGACGCACAGUCUCCCCUAAACCCACUCUGCUUUCCUUCUGGGCCUUGAGGUGGAUCGGUCUCUCGGGGGGGCCGUGCUGUGCAUGGGGAGGGGGGUGUUCAGCGGUUACUCUGUCUCCUGGUAUCGCCAAGUGUCCCCAGAGCAGCUGCCACCCUUGGGGAUCCCCACCCCCUACGCCCCCCUCCUGUGGAUCCCUGGACACUGGCACUCAGCUCUGCGUCCUUGGCUCCUGGGCACCGCCCCGCCCUCAACGUUCCCUGGAGCCAGACGACCCCGCCUCCCCUGUUUAUACAGAGGAGCCCCCCGCCCCUGACUCUGUCGGGCGUGUUGCCACGCGUCCGCGGGGAGAAAAGCGGCACAAAAAUGUGGAAAACCACAGCAAAGCCUUAUUUAAAUGGUGACUAUUAAACUAUUUAAAAG